Messenger RNA from Lynx canadensis (Canada lynx), 1015 nucleotides. RefSeq names its product nth like DNA glycosylase 1 (gene NTHL1). Gene Ontology annotation, biological process: nucleotide-excision repair; base-excision repair; base-excision repair, AP site formation. The record is from RefSeq and is a predicted model, not a curated record. The transcript has 6 exons. Gene Ontology annotation, cellular component: nucleus. Gene Ontology annotation, molecular function: oxidized pyrimidine nucleobase lesion DNA N-glycosylase activity; DNA binding; DNA-(apurinic or apyrimidinic site) endonuclease activity. Lineage: Eukaryota; Metazoa; Chordata; Mammalia; Carnivora; Felidae. The coding region runs from base 16 to 918 and encodes 300 amino acids.
CCGCAGGACUCAAGCAUGAACGCGACGGGCGUGAGGAUGGUGACCCGGAGCCGCAGCCGGGGCCCGGGGGCCGGGCCGCGGGGGGGUGGGGAGAAGGCCGCGCCGCUCUGGAGGGGAGAGGCGGCUGCAGAAGGAAGGAAGAGCCCCAGCCCUUCGAGGCAUCGGCGGAAGACACAAAAACUGAACGUGGCCUACGAUCGCGAGGAAGAAGACACCAAACCCCCCAGGGCACCAAGCUGGGAGCCCCGGGACUGGCGGCAGCAGCUGCUGAACAUCCGCGCCAUGAGGAGCGGGAAGGACGCACCUGUGGACUGGCUGGGGGUUGAGCACUGCUACGACUCCGACGCACCCCCAAAGGUGCGGAGGUACCAGGUGCUGCUGUCGCUGAUGCUCUCCAGCCAAACCAAAGACCAGGUGACAGCGGGUGCCAUGCAGCGGCUGCGGGCUCGGGGCCUGACAGUGGACAGCAUCCUGCAGACGGAUGACAGCACGCUGGGCACGCUCAUCUACCCCGUCGGCUUCUGGAGGAGCAAGGUAAAGUACAUCAAGCAGACCAGUGCCAUCCUGCAGCAGCGCUAUGGCGGGGACAUCCCAGAUUCCGUGGCAGAGCUCGUGGCACUGCCAGGCGUUGGACCCAAGAUGGCACACUUGGCCAUGGCGGUGGCCUGGGGCACCGUGUCGGGCAUCGCGGUGGACACGCAUGUGCACAGAAUUGCCAACAGACUCGGGUGGACCAAGACAGCGACCAGUUCCCCGGAGAAGACUCGUGCUGCCCUGGAGGAGUGGCUGCCCCGGGAGCUGUGGGGCGAGAUCAACGGACUGUUGGUGGGCUUCGGCCAGCAGACUUGUCUGCCCGUCCACCCACGCUGCCAGGGCUGCCUCAACCGGACGCUGUGCCCGGCCGCGCGGGGCCUCUGAGGACCAUGGUGCUUCGGCCCCGGACGCCGUUCUGGGUAGUGCGUCGCGUGCCUUUGCUGGGGAGCCCCAGCCUGUUUGUAAUAAAGCUUGGGAGUUG